AUGUUCCAUGCACUCAUUUGCAUCGCAACAGAGUCUUCCACAAGCAGCUAGCUUGACAGCGGUGAGUACUAACAGUAGCCAUGUUUAUUGUUUACUGUAUUAUGAUAUGUUUAUAUUCAUUAUAAUCAUUUUGGGGGAGUGGUUUUGGAGGGAGGCCUGAAGGGACCGACUGUCAGUGUUGCAAACUUUGCGUCUUUCUAUCUAGAUUUAGGGACAUUUGUAGCUGCUAGCUACUUUCGUUGGAAAAGACAACACUGGUUGGGUUUUUCGUUUGGAUAACUUUUAAAAUCUAGCUUACUCUUGCUAGUUUCUCAACAUUACCAACCCUAGCUUUAAGACUUCUCUAGUUCAUGUAUAGGAGUCAAUGAUGUCAUUUUUGAUUAUGAAUAUUAUAACUCUUAACUAACUAACAUACCUUAAUUACCAAAAACAACAGUUGAUGAAGCUUGCACCUCUUUUGCCUUUUUUUAACCAUAACCACAAUAUUCCCAAACAUCAACCAAAUGUUUUAGUUACUUCACCAUACUGUAGUUGCCAAGCACAUACAGUAUAUUGUAUAAAUACAUAAUUCUGUCUGGAUAUUUGUGGAAAUCUGUAAACUACGUUGAACUGCGGUAAUGUCGAGAGUGUGGGAAAAGAGGUCACUUCAAGAUGAAAUGACAUUAGGGCCAUGAGAAAUAUGCCUUUGUUGUUGCUGAUUUUUUUUUACUGUAAGUACCCACCGUGAAAACCAAACAUGAGAUGACAAACACAUGAAACAACACCAGCAACCCGCUUUAAAGUUGGAAAGUUUUGGUUGACAUAUUUCCACUGUGGUAGUACAGUGAAGCGCCAACAUAACGAGAGGCCAAUCAGAUUGCUCUGAAAUUGUUCCCUCCCAUUUCAUAUGAUUAUAUUAAGGUGAAUCAUCUUCUCAUACGAUCUAAUUCAACUGCAGUCUCUCAUGUGGAAAGAAAAUGAAGAUCAUAUUUUUUAUUCUGCUCGUGCUCAAAAUUGGACGAUGCACAGACAAUCGCAUCUCUGAGACGAAGACCAUUGGUGUUGGACAAAAUGUCACUCUAACAUGUACCCGCCAGACAUCAUGGCGUACAACACACUUAUUUUGGAUCAGGGUCGUUUCUGGAACCUUUCCUGAAAUAUUAGGAGGAACGAUAACCUAUGAUAACAAGGUUGUUGAGGAGACUCAUCGCAUUACAGCAACACAAGAGCCUGGAGCAUUUGUUCUGCAUAUUACCAAAACACAGUUCAGCGAUACUGCAUUCUACUACUGUAUAAAAGUGACACGAAGCAACAUGACAUUUUUGGAAGGAAUAUUUCUAGGAAUCAAAGGACCAGAACCUGAUAUCACUGCCGUCACUCAAGACUUUCCAUCCGAUCCAGUCCGUCCAGGAGACUCAGUGACUCUGCAGUGUUCAGUCCUCUCUGACUCUGAGAAGAAAACAUGUCCAGGUGAACACAGUGUGUUCUGGUUCAGAGCCGGAUCAGAUAAAUCUCAUCCAAGUUUAAUUUAUGCCCAAAGAAACAAUAGAGAUGGAUGUGAGAAGAGCCCCGAGGCUCGCUCUCCACAGAAAUGUGUCUACAGCUUCUCUAAGAACGUCAGCUCCUCUGAUGCCGGGACUUAUUACUGUGCUGUGGCCACGUGUGGGGAGAUAUUAUUUGGAAAUGGAACAAAACUGGACGUUGAAGUUGGCAGCACGUGUGAUUCACAGAACGACAACACGAUUGUCUUUCUCUUAUGUGCUGCUUUGGCUAUCAGUCUGAUUGUUAUAGCCUUCCUUGUUUAUGCCAUCAGGAAAAAAUCCUGUAAUUGUUGCAACGCUGCCACCACUCUGCAAACAGACGCUGCAACAGCCAGUGGUAAUCAGCAAAGUCAACAGAGAAAUGAGGACACUUUGGUUUAUUGUACACCAGUCUUUACAAGGAGGAAAGCCGGCAACGCAGGAAGAAGGAAUCAAAGAAAGGAAGACACGAUCUACACCGAUAUCAGGGCUUUUGUGAGGGAUCAAUAAUCCAAAUACUGAUUUGCUAAUUGGUGCAAAAAUAACCAUGUUUAAUAGUUUUUCGUAAUAGCCUGUAGCAUUGUGUAUUCCAUCCAUGUUAUUUUGUUUCAUUUUUUUGUGCAUUUUAUUAAAGUUUUCCAUACAAAAACAUUAUACAUCUGCUCCUUUUUUGGAAGAUUCAUUUUGAAAGAGCGGUGAGAAGAGGUCAGUACACUUGUACUAAAAGGAAUUUAUAGUUGUGUACACGUGUUGUUUCCUUUCUUAGUAAACAAACCUAUAUUAUGACAAAAGAUACCACAUCUAC
This is a messenger RNA of Sebastes umbrosus (honeycomb rockfish), 2304 nucleotides long. RefSeq lists its product as uncharacterized. Lineage: Eukaryota; Metazoa; Chordata; Actinopteri; Perciformes; Sebastidae. Gene Ontology annotation, biological process: response to bacterium. The record is from RefSeq and is a predicted model, not a curated record. Bases 957 to 2009 code for a protein of 350 amino acids. The transcript has 6 exons.